Cryptococcus deneoformans JEC21 is the source of this 2301-nucleotide messenger RNA. Its product is annotated as expressed protein. The coding region runs from base 124 to 2169 and encodes 681 amino acids. The transcript has 2 exons. The record is from RefSeq and is a predicted model, not a curated record. Lineage: Eukaryota; Fungi; Basidiomycota; Tremellomycetes; Tremellales; Cryptococcaceae.
UUCGUUUCAGUUAGUAGUGUCAGUCGCAUUGGCUCUAGUAUUUAUUCUCAAUCUUUUCAUCUGACUAUAUAUUGGUAUUGGUCCUGUAGAUCUUUGCAGACAAAGCUCCAACGCCAAUCCAGAAUGGCCCUCUUUCCAUCAACGCGAUCUCUUAUUUUCCCUCAAUUUGAGACCUAUCGCCUUCGCUCUCUUGAUCCCUCCACUGACCUCUCCUUUUCCCCUCUGCCCCAACCUGGGGCUACCCAGAGUCGGAUGGGAUAUAACCAGCAGCAUUUGAGCUUUAAGGAGGUCCGUUCACGUAUAGGAUGGGACCAUUUGAGCGUCUCUGGACGACGAGGGGUAUAUAUAGAUAAAGUAUGGGGUGUGGUAGGAUUUGUCAUUCAGGAUGACUUGACCCCGACGUUUGUUAAGCUUGCAGACCUUCCUGAACCUAUAUCCAUCUCUGAACAACAAUCAGAGUUCCCUUCUGUGUUACCUCUUUCCUCAACUCAAUGGGCCAUCUCAACAGGCAACGGCUCCAUCUAUAUCCUUCAAUCGUCAUCCCCCGAAAGUGAAAACUUUACAGGCGAAAUAAUAGCAAGAUAUGACUUGCACGUGGACGGACAAAGUGGAGUUGAACCUGCCCCUUUCCUACUUCGCGCCCACCACGACCUUUCGGACAGCGAUGUGCGUCUGCUGCUCACCAGAUCUCUUCAUCCAAACCAGGGAAAGGUAGGAUAUAAAUCCGUUCAAUCAACCCAGUUUCAAUUGCUUGAAAUCUCCCUGAACCCAUCAGUCCGCAAUGGUGUGGAUAGCCAACCAGGCAAGCUUGAGGUCAAAUGGGCUUUGCAAGGCAAGGAUUUGCCUGUAUGGUGUGCUUGGCAAGAAGAUGGUUGGCUUAUCCUUGGAGAGGAAGAAUUCAGAGAAAAAGUCGAUGAAUCAGGUCAAGAGGAAACUGAAGACGAGAAAAGCAAAAGGGAAAGAGAAGAAAAAAUCGCGAGGCUCGGCCUUGGUGCAAGUCUACCUGCAGAUGAGUCUGCUCUCGUCAAUGACAAAAAGGACGAGUCCAUGGAAGUGGACGAGGCGAGAGGAAACCCAUACUCCUGGACGCAAGAUGCGGAGUAUCUACACUUGACCAUUCCAGUUCCGGACUCUGUUUCCAGAGCAGUUAUCAAUAUAGGCUUCACUUCGACCAACUUUUCCUUUACCCUCUCACAAACCCCAUCCGAUUUAUCACCUCAACUUAUGGAAUUGCUGAGUAAACCUACAAGACAACUGUGGACCUCAAUAGACGUCGAUGCCUCUACGUGGACCUUUGACUCGUCCAAACAUAUCAUCGAAGUCGAUCUAAAGAAGAUCGACGAGAACACCCGCUGGCCAUCUGUCUUUUUUCCUGCCGAAGAUGAUGAUGAUGCUUAUGAAGAAGUGCCCGAGACACUCUCUGCCUCAACUCUUGCUGCUGUGCGCGAAACAUUUAAUACCAUCAAGACACGAGGCCCGGACGAGCCUGAGAUGAUGCACCCUGCGAUGCCAGCACUCUUGAGAGAAGAGAUGGAUUUUGACUUGGAUGAUGGCGAGGACUUCGGGGAGGGCAGCGGUGCGUAUGGCGAACUCGGUGGGGGAAACAGAGUCGGAAGGGAUGUGCUUGUAGGAUACGUUGAGGCUGGGUCCGGGAAGGCUAGUUGGUCCAAGUCGACCAACUCUGUCUUGUCCGUUCCUAUCAAUGGAUCGGACGGUAACAGUAUCAUUGUUAAGCAAGCUGUCGACGGAUUGGUUUUCCGCCCAACAACAGAUCUUAGCAAGAAGCCUUGGACCCAUAUCUCCACCAACCCGGCACUUGCCUUUGUCAUCUCCAGCAAACAUGACCUCCGUUUUGUGCGCCACCUUAUCACCUCCCCCACCUCCCACGACCCAACUUCCCCCUCCGCAUUCAAGAAGCCCAAGAUCGAUCCUGAACCGGUACAAUCCACCGUGCUCGCUUUCGACUCUGGUUCAUCAUCCGCUGGUCAAGGAAAUGUGUACAUCUAUUACCCAGCUACAAGCAAGACUAAUGCUCAACAAGGUGUUUUGAGCAUAAGUGGUGGAGAGAGGGGAGCGUUGUUGGGGGUAGGAUGUGUCAAGGUGGACGGAAAGGAUGUGGUCGUGGCGUUGUGUGAGAAUGAGCUAGUAGUGCUCAAGGGUGUGUUGUGAAACAGCCAAAAAUGGGCUUGGAAGUCACCCCUGUCUGGCCAAGAUGCUAUAAUUUAAGUUUAUCACUUACGCGCUCUUAAAUAACAGUGGCAGGUUAAGAAACGAUGGUCGUCUGUCUCAUGCAAGCGGAAC